This is a messenger RNA of Eleginops maclovinus (Patagonian blennie), 2481 nucleotides long. It is a transcript of the gene ccn5, whose product is annotated as cellular communication network factor 5. Gene Ontology annotation, molecular function: integrin binding; heparin binding. The coding region runs from base 280 to 1305 and encodes 341 amino acids. The record is from RefSeq and is a predicted model, not a curated record. Gene Ontology annotation, biological process: signal transduction; cell adhesion. Lineage: Eukaryota; Metazoa; Chordata; Actinopteri; Perciformes; Eleginopidae. The transcript is spliced from 5 exons. Gene Ontology annotation, cellular component: extracellular region; extracellular matrix.
UGCCUUUUGACGAAUCACUUAAUAUCAACAUGUUUGUUGUCACCAGCCGCGGGAUUUUGUUACAAACAAAAUUGCUAACAGCUAGCUUGUCAGGGAUCAGCUUGUUAUUUGGACUUCCGGUAUCUCCCUUUACUGGGAGGUAAAUGCUACCUGUGGAAAAAAGAAUGGCCUUCAGGAUAUCAAACCUGAGAGGAUUACCAAACAUGGAAGCAGCAGGACAACGCGGUACCAUUUCAAAAACAAAGCUAAAGUUACCCAAACUGACAGCACAAACAGGAAAUGGAGCACACGGCAAGUCCAGGUGAACAGGUGCUCUGCCAGCUGUGUGACCGGCCCUGCCUCUGCCCGACAGAAGUCCCUCAGUGCCCAGCAGGAGUCCCUCUGGUGCUGGAUGGCUGCCGGUGCUGCCAGAUGUGUGCAAGGCAGCGAGGCGAACCAUGCACUGAGAAGUCUCCCUGCGACAGUCAGAGAGGUCUGCAGUGCGACUUCAGCGCCAGCUUCCCCGGAGAACCAGGGGAGUGUGUCGGACAGGAGGAUCUGGGCUGUGAAGUAAACGGCGUCUCUUACCAGGACGGCCAGUCGUUUCAGCCCUCCUGUGACUCUUCCUGCCGCUGCAGCGGUGGGGGGGUCAGUUGCGUGCCAACUUGUCCGCUGAAUUUCCGUCUCCCCACUGCGGACUGUCCCAACCCACAGCAUAUCCGGCUACCAGGCAAAUGCUGCAAGGAAUGGGUGUGUGAGAACCUGGAGAACACAGUCAUACAGGACGCCAUCACAGCCAUGAGACCUGGCAGGUUGUGGCCGUCUCUCCCGAUGAAUCACCCUCUAAACAGACUAGUCUCGCCUGCCUCUACCUGUACUGAGCAGAGCACCCAGUGGAGCGCAUGUUCCCAGAGCUGUGGAGCCGGGGUCUCCACACGAGUCUCCAACCAGAACACGGCCUGCAAGCUGCAAAUGGAAACUCGACUCUGUAAAGUGCGGCCUUGCGAGGCAGUUCGGCCUCGCUCAAGGACACCCAUGCGGGGACAGCAGGGACAGUGCAAGGCCAGCUACACGUCACCAGGCCCCACCCGGCUCGUUCACCAGGGCUGCUACAGCACUCAGGCCUACCAGCUCCGGUACUGCGGACAGUGCACAGGCUCCCGCUGCUGCACGCCGUAUCACACCACCACGGCUGAGGUCACCUUCCGCUGUCCCACCGGCAGACUGCUUCAGCGACCUGUGAUGAUGAUCCACUCGUGUGUUUGUCAUAACAACUGCCCCUACGCCCCCUACACUAACCCAGCUCUGUGGGGAUACCGGCCCUGAGCGGUCUGUGUGAGCGCCGGGUCACUCAGAACAGUAAGACUUCAUUGAAGCGGAUCCGCAUCCUCUCCAAAACGGACCUUAAGGGAGAAAAGGAUCAUUUUAAAUAUAAACUGUGAUUGAGGUUGUGAAUGCUGAUCUUCACACAUGUACAAUCUCAAACUGCACUUAUUCACAACUGCUUCUAAUUCCCACUCAAAUAUGUGUCAAAUCAAGAAGAAACAAACACACUGUUAUUUACAACUGUGCUCUUAACGCAGAGGUAACAAAAGUGCUUCACAUGAAUAGGAUAAGGACAGAGAACAGACAGAGAAGGCAAUCAAUAAAACAAGUAGAAAUACGUGUAUAACCCACAAAGUAAAAGUUAUGAAACAAUAGUUGGUUUUAUUAAAUGUGCACUGAUUCAGCUUCUCUGAGACCUAUCCUCUUUGAUGUCUGUCGGCCACAGACUGAAUACCUUUUAUUUCAAAAGUGCCAUUUUAAAAUCAAUCCUCAAAAGUGACAGGGAGCCUAAAUAGGAGCUAAAACUGGUGGCAUAUGUGAUUUAUCUAAAGUCUUGAUACACUUUAAAAGCUUUUAGACCGAAGCAAUGAAAUGAAUAAUUCUGCCUUCCAUAUUGAGGCCAACAAAACACAUGUUUUCUAAUUGAGAUGAAUGUUCCUAUUUAAACAUGCAGUGAGGACAGUUGGCCUUAGUGUUGGUAUGGUCAUAAAGAAAGUUUUAAAGACAUGUUUACAUUGAUUACCGGCAAUUUACUGUAUGUCUUCAAGGGCAUAGUUUGUUAGAUAGAAAGUGAUCCCAAAGAAGGACCCCAGCCUUUGCGUUGACAGACAUUGAGCAGUUCAACUUUUAACCUGUACAGUUUUUGUAGUAAUGUGACAUUGCACUUAUUUUUUGAUAUGAUUUGUUUGUUGUAAAUAUAUUAUAGACCGAUGUCAGUUGAAGAUAUCUCAAUGUUUUACUUAUGUCCUGCAUUUUAAAAAGAUGUGUGUGUUUUUGAUUUCAAAGCAGAGUGUUCAAAGAUUCAUAUUUUCCUAAUGUAUAUUUUGUAGCCUUUUUCUUUAAAUCCUUUUGCAGUACACUUCUUCUCUCUGAUGAUGAGCUGUUACAAACAUGUUUGAAGCACACAGAAAUACACAGCAUUUUUGAUAUUUUAUAUAAAUAAUGAAGCCAAAUUGA